Molecule: messenger RNA, 141 nt
Organism: Penicillium egyptiacum
Lineage: Eukaryota; Fungi; Ascomycota; Eurotiomycetes; Eurotiales; Aspergillaceae
Source: the annotation of a GenBank genome assembly
AGCUCUCCUUCCAGCAUGGCCACAGACGCCCCUAUGGACGGUCCUGUGCCUGCGAAAAUCGCUUCCCCCGCUCCGAACACACUCCCCGCGCUUCUGACAACUGUUCUUGACGAAACUGGUCGCGCUGAACCGCGAAUGACU